UUUUUAUUUUAGUUAACUAAAUUUCAACAUUAUAAUAUAAGAUUUUAGAAAAAAAAAAGUACUAUGACACUGAAAACUGGCGCAAGUACUCAAAAGUCUUUGUGGGAAAUUGCGUUAGAAGAAAAGCAAAAUAACACAAAGAAUAUCACAAAAGGUAAUGAUGACAAUGAAACAACAGAAUCACAUGUUUUAUUCUGUGGAUCUAAAGAUUCUGGAAAGACAACCAUUAUACAAAAGUUCAUAGAGAAAGAUGAUUCAGUGAAGCCGACUGUUGCAUUGGAUUAUUGUAUCUUCAGACGUGCAAGACAGAACAGCACGACUUCUAAUCGAGAUAUUGUGCAUGUUUGGGAACUGGCUGGUGGUUCUUCUACAGUAAAAAUGAUUGAUAUAAUUAUCAAACCUGAUAAUAUUUUAACGCUUACAUUAGUAAUGGUUUUGGAUUUAUCAAGCCCUGCAGAGAUAUGGCAAGUACAGCAUGUUCUUAUUUCCCAAAUAAAACAGCGAAUCAAAAAUGUCAUUACAGAACUUGCUAAAGUUAAUUCAAACAUUGAAAAGUUGUUGACACAAAAAGCUUUUGAAAGAAUUGGUUUUCAAAACAAGGAUAAUAAAUUAGUGUCUCCGUUGCUUGUGCCUCUUGUGAUUGUUGGAAGCAAAUAUGAACAAUUUCAGCUGAUGACUUCAGAAAAACGUCAAAUGGUCUGCAAAGCACUCAGGUUUAUUGCUUACACUAAUGGAGCUUGUAUUCAGUUUUUCAGCACAAAGACAGAAGGUUUAAAUGGUAAACUAAAAUCAUUUUUGAAUCAACUUAUAUCAAAUGGUUUACAGUCAAUAAGUAAAACACCUUCAUUUGAUAUCAACAGACCUCUUUAUGUGCCAUUUGGUUGUGAUUCAUUAGAGCAAAUAGGUGCACCCCCAGUUUCGCCUGAGCAGCUAGCAAGAUCAACCCAAAGUUCUCCAGUUGAUUUAUGGAAAGAUACAUACAAAGCAUUUUUCCCUACAGAGAAUGAAGACAAACUUAAAAUACUUAAUCCAGCGAUUGAUAAAAACUUUUCAGAUAUUACUAUUGAUAAACUUCGACUGCUUAAAGACCAGGAACUAGAUCGUUACCGUAAAUCCGGCGAACGGAAAGAUAAAGAAGCCCAACUUAACGCUCGCGUGGGAAAAAAAUAAAUUCGAGUUGUAAAUUUUUAUUUGUAAAUAAGCGAAUUAUAGUCUUUCAAUAAAGUCUAAAAA
Molecule: messenger RNA, 1233 nt
Organism: Hydra vulgaris (swiftwater hydra)
Lineage: Eukaryota; Metazoa; Cnidaria; Hydrozoa; Anthoathecata; Hydridae
Product: cytoplasmic dynein 2 light intermediate chain 1
Biological process (GO): intraciliary transport involved in cilium assembly; intraciliary retrograde transport
Cellular component (GO): axoneme; cytoplasmic dynein complex; ciliary basal body
Molecular function (GO): dynein heavy chain binding
Source: RefSeq, a predicted model, not a curated record